AUGAAGACCCACAAGAGGAAGCAUACAAGCGACUGGGCAUCUUCUGGAGAGAAAGGGAAGGUUGUGAAUCUCAAGCAUUUGCAUAAAGAAAGUGUUUCGGGCAAAGUGUCUGUUAAGGACAAGGGUCGAGUCAAGAAUGCAGUUGAUGCUAAUGUAAAGAGAAGUAAGGAUAAGUACGACGGUAACAGUAAUAGUUUUGGGGAAGAAACUUUGUACUCGGUGAAAUCCAAAGGUAAGAAGCGAAAGAGUAAAGAGAAUAGUCAUCAGAAGCAUAAAAAGAAGGUAAAAAGUGACGGAGUCGAGGUUAAUGGUAGACGAGACAAUGUUGGUGGUAGAGAUGAGCUUGAUAAAGACGCGAAAGGCAUUGAAACUGAGCCCAAUGCAAGAGAAGAAGGUGAUACAAAUGAAGAGAAGUUUCCUCAAGAGAAGCUUCCUCAAGAGAAGCUUCUUCAAGAGACGAAAUCCGAAAUAAAUUCACCAACAUCAUCUUCUUGUUCUUCUUCUUCUUCAUCAUUGGUUGUCCAUAAAAAUGGCACCAAAUCUGUGUGUUUUGAAACUAUGGACAGAGCAUGUGACCUUAAUGAGGAGCAACAAGCGCGACUAUUGGCGGCAGCUAACGCCAUGGUUGAAGAAGAGGAACUCAACGAUGGGGAAAAUACCCCGAAGGAGUUGGAAGAUGGGGAAAGUGCAAAUACAUUGAAGGAGUUGGAAGAUGAUUUUUCAACAGCAGCAAAUAGUGAUGAUACUUUCACGGCAAGGCAUUCUGAUGAAGAUUACAAGGGCAUCUUUGAUAUAGAUGACCUUAUCCAUGUAACUGCUGAAAAAGCCAACAAAUGGUACGAGGAAAACGUACCUUUGGAAAAAAGAGAUAAACCAAGACCUUUUGUACGUGACGAGGACGAGAUAAUUGAUUUCUAUUUGGCAGGUGUAUGUCGCCUUAGAAGUUGGACAAGGGCCCAGUUGUGUGAGCGCAUUUGGACAGAGGAACGUAAGGUUGAUAAGUUUUGGAAACAUGUAUGCAAAGCGAUUUCAUAUAGGAGUCAGUCAAGCGUUUAUAAACACAUUAGAAGACGGUAUCAUAUUUUUGACACGAGAGCCAAAUGGACGAGUGAAGAUGAUGCGAGACUACGAGAUUUGGCUGUUGUUCAUGUUGGCAAGUGGAAACAGAUUGGUGAACUUUUAGGAAGAAUGCCUGAGGAUUGUCGCGAUAGAUGGAGAAAUUAUUUGAAAUGUGGUAAUUCAAGAGCAUCGAAGAAAUGGAGUGCUGAAGAAGAAGCGAGAUUGAUUAAAGUUGUCAAUGAAUUGGUUUAUGACUUGAGAAUCACCACCACCACCACCUCAGAAGAUAGUCUAGAGCUGGCAAUAAAAAAGAUCAACUGGACUAUUAUUAGUGAAAAGAUGAACGGUACUAGAUCGCGUAUUCAAUGUCGAUAUAAAUGGACCCAACUCAAUGCCAAAGAGAGUAAAAUAACCGUGCAAUGCAAAAUGAGUACUAAUAAUAAUCAAGUUGAGAUUUGGAUAUUGAAAAAGAUUCGAGAAUUGAAAUAUCCAUCUUUGGAAAAGGUCAAUUGGAAAAGAAUCAUGAAAUGUUAUAACAAGGAGAACCUCGAUGAUAGGAGAUGGGGGGUAGAUGAUAGGAGAUUGGUGGAUGAUAAGAGAUUGGUGGAUGAUUUUAAACAACUUGUUUACUCUUUGAUGGAAGCUGAACCCAAUUCAUCCAACCUGAAGGAGUUUCGAGCUUUUCUCAAAAAAAGAAUCAAAAAGCUUGAAGAGGAGCAACACAAGACCAUCGUCAACUAA
Messenger RNA from Lodderomyces oxycetoniae, 1800 nucleotides. RefSeq lists its product as uncharacterized. Gene Ontology annotation, biological process: regulation of DNA-templated transcription. The coding region runs from base 1 to 1800 and encodes 599 amino acids. The transcript has a single exon. Lineage: Eukaryota; Fungi; Ascomycota; Pichiomycetes; Serinales; Debaryomycetaceae. The record is from RefSeq and is a predicted model, not a curated record. Gene Ontology annotation, molecular function: DNA-binding transcription factor activity; transcription cis-regulatory region binding. Gene Ontology annotation, cellular component: nucleus.